Aphis gossypii (cotton aphid) is the source of this 2527-nucleotide messenger RNA. RefSeq lists its product as uncharacterized. Lineage: Eukaryota; Metazoa; Arthropoda; Insecta; Hemiptera; Aphididae. The transcript is spliced from 4 exons. Bases 234 to 2075 code for a protein of 613 amino acids. The record is from RefSeq and is a predicted model, not a curated record.
GAUAACAACCAUUAUAAAAUAAUAAGUAACAAUGUAACAUGAUUUGAUUUUGUAGUUUUGUACGAUAUAGUACGACUCAAUAAUUCAUGUUUUUACUUUUUAGUCAUUUAACGAUAUAACUUUUGCUUUAGUUAUUGAAAACAAUAAAUAUAGGUAUCGAGUAUAAUUUUUACCACGUACUAAAAUCUUAGUCCGUGAUUUUUGUAUAUUUUUACGAAUUUACCGGUGUAAUAAUGGUAGUCGUUGAACAUUCAAUACAAGACCGUAUCCGUCGAAAUGACUACGAUCAGAAUGGUGAUAAAAGUCAACAAUUAUUAGUAGAUGAAGAUGCCGCUAUCGAUUUCGCUAUAGCAAACUUUUGUCCUCGACUACGUGAUGCUAUAAGUGCUCUUUCACGUCAUAAAGUUGGUCCAUUACAACAACGUGUGCAUUUAUCAGAUUUUCAAAGUUCCACCCUAUCUUCUUUACCGACAGAUGAUUCGAGUUCAUGUAUGCAGCCUUCUCGCAACGACAAGUUUGUCCUUUCCUUACCAUAUUUGUAUGAAGAAAAUUCACCUGCAUCCAGUCAUAAUUUUAUGGUAAGGUGGUCUAUAAUUGCACAAUGUGGCCGUCCAGAUAAGGCGCCUGAAGUUAUUUUACUGGAAAUGGAUAAUUCAUCCAUAAAUUUGGGAUACAGUGAGGGAACAUUACGUAGGACACAACAACGUCGCCAGUAUCAAACUAAUCAGAUUUUUCAAGAACGUUACUGGCAACAAUAUGUGGCCAGUGAUGCAUUUUAUAUACAGUGUUUAACUAAGUGGGACAAAAUGAAUAAUAACGGCUCAAAUCUAUUGCAAUACUGUUUAUUAGCAGAUCAAUUAUAUGAAUGUUAUACCAAUUUCCAGCUUUACAAACUCAAGAUUUCAUUAAAAUCUACACCAUCAAUGAUACAACCACCUUCACAACUGGUUCUAGCAUAUACUCAAUACAAACAACUAAUUAAACUGUCUAAAUUAACCAUGGCAGAAUUAGAUAAUGUAAUGACCGAUAUCAAUGUCGAGAUUUUUGUUGAUUUAGAAAAUGGCAUUAAUAAUUAUGAUGAUCGCCGUAAUCAAAUAACUUCUGCUGCUACAGUGCGUAUGCGUGCUAUAAUCAGUAUAAUUUCAUCAGAACAAACAGUAACACCAUUAACUCCUGAGGCCACUGAUUGUAAGAAUGAUAACAAAUUAUUACAACUUGCUUCAGUAACUGGAAUCUUUCAAUCAACUGGUAAUAAAAAUGCCACCAAAUCAGGUGACGCCAAUGCUACUUUAAAUAAAAAAUUUGUAGUAAGAAUUUUAAGUUCAAAAUUAAGUCGUAUAACACCACAAGGAGCCAUGAUGUCAAUGAUGUUAAAUGCUAUAACAGAUCAAUGUUUAGACUCAACAGUGAUAGAUUUUGUAACAUACGUACGCAGAGUCCAACAGGCCGCAGUUCAAUCUUAUAAUUAUUAUGACAACAGUAAUAAUAAAACAGAUAAACCAUCGUCUGAUAUCAGUGAUAAUUAUUCAAUGAAAUUAUUACUUGAAGCUCUAAACGAAGCAUUUUGUGAUCAUCCUUCUAAUGGUAAUUGUCUUUUAGAUUAUCAAAUAGACAAUGAUGAAACAUCUACUAAGAAUACAAGUUUUAUUCGUUUUUUGUUGAUCGAUGAAGAUAUAGUCACAGAAACUACACAACUUAAAUACAUAUUAACUAUUGAAUACAAUAAAGAGCUCCAUGAAAAAUUACAAAGCUCUACAGAUUUGGAAAAUACUAAUCAAUUUGAUACUAAAGAAUCAGUUCCUAUAAUAGCAUUACGUUCUGUUUAUGAUGAUGAAAGUAGCGAUAAUUACUUAAAUAUUGAUAUUAAUGAUAUAACUGAAACUGAUAAAAAUUCUGUUAAAUAUAAUAGUGAGUUAGCCAAAGUUAUUAAAAUUACUGCCAUAAAUGGAAUGCGAAUAUUACGUAAAGAUGUGUUAACACCAGUGUUGACUCGAUAUAAUAAAGAAUGGGCACCUACUGAUCCAUACUUUGUGGCUUCUUCAAGUACACCACCCCCAUAUCCUGCAACACUAUAGAAUACAAUCUAAUGUUAAUAUUUUAUUCAUUUUUUUUUUUAAGUUAAUGCAACUUUUUGUUAUAAUUAAGUUUUGAAUAUAAUGUAAUGGGUAAAAAGAAACUAACUAAAACAAAUUUUAUUUUGUGCAGAAAAUAAAUUAUGUUUGUUAUUUAAUGUAAUGUAUUAGUUUAAUAAUGAGAUUAUUUUUAAUUUGUCCUAUAUUUGUUCAUGAACCAUACAAGACUAUAUUAUUAUAAAAAAAAGUACUCCUUUAUAAUACAAAAGUUUAGAAAGUAUGAACAAUGUUUUUCAUUAUUUUAUAACUAACUUAUAUAUUAUAUUACUAUUAGACUAAAGAUUCUCAUCAAUUGUUUAAUUUAAGUAUCAAGAUUUGAUAUUCUAAUUUAAAAUAUUUAUGGUAUUCUAUAUUCAUGCAUUGUACAAAAUAAAUAUAUUUGUUUAUAUUUUAAA